This is a messenger RNA of Aspergillus candidus, 1277 nucleotides long. RefSeq lists its product as uncharacterized. The coding region runs from base 492 to 995 and encodes 167 amino acids. The record is from RefSeq and is a predicted model, not a curated record. The transcript has 3 exons. Lineage: Eukaryota; Fungi; Ascomycota; Eurotiomycetes; Eurotiales; Aspergillaceae.
CCGCCGACAUCAACCCGGCGCUGGCGACUCAGGCGCGCAAGGAGCCCAGUAAGGUGAGCGAUGGGCCCGCGCGGCCGGCCAAGGUGCCGCGCAAGGUCAAGGCCACGCGCGAGCUAGAGGAGGGCAAGAAUAAGUGGAAGGACUUCGCCAGUAAGGGGAAGAUUGGUCGGAAGCAGAGCAUGUUCCGGACUGGCGAGGGGGUUAACGCACGAGUCGGCUUCACCGGCUCCGGCCAGCAGAUGCGCAAAGAUCCCACCCGAACCCGCCAUGUAUAUCAGCAAGGCGAAGAAGAAGGCUACUAGAGACGAGGGCAUAGGCAUGACCGAUAACGAAACGACCCUGGCUUGGUGACGAACUGCUUAUUUACACAUUUUUCAUCUCUUUUUUCGUUUUCAUAAUCCCAUCUCGGACGGUCUGUUCUCGUUGCUAACUGCACCCGAUGGCAGAUUUACUUUCAUUUCUUCCCUGGCUUGGUACAUAGACUUGGUGGUAUGAUAUCCUUUAUUCAACUGGGGGAGUUUCGUCUGUCGUAUUUCCGGUCUGUUAAGGAAGGCGGUAGUGAACUGAUUGUAGUUGUAGAUAGAAUACCGUUUCGGGCAAUGAAGACACGGAAUGACGAUAUCUUGAACGAGCAGAUGACCAGAAUGACGGAUACCUUCGAUCAUGAAGUCUAUCUCGUAUGUCAGUAUUGCUCAUGUAGUAAGCUUAAUUUGUCUACCUUGUUCUCGACAGCGUCCAUCUUUAGAAGUCAUUCAUCUCAUUCCAAACUCAUCAAUCUCAUCAAGAAUAGCAGAAAGAAGCACAUCAAAAACAUCAUCCCUAUAUAUCACACUCUCAAAAGAAAGGAAAGAAAGAAAGAAAGAAAGAAAAACAAAAAUGCCAUCCAUCCUAAAGAAAACAUGCCAUCCGUGCACCUCGCCUCCCCAACCAGCCAAAAAAGUCCGAUUCUCAGACGUAGUGGAACAUCUGCCCGAUAUCUGCUGGGAGGCGGCUGAUCUGAAUGGCGAAACCGAACAAGCUGCUAAUCCUGAAACUACCUUCAUGGAGACUUUGCAGACGAUUUUCUCUGAUGAGAUAACUCAGCAGGGUGAAGACGUGGUUAUGACUGCUGUCUGUUGAGGCCUGCGUUGGCGGGGCUGGUUUGUGGGUGAUGUCUUUCGUCCUAUUUGAUUUUGAGCUACGGUGUUCUCUGGUGCUCUCUAGUGGUCAAUUGUUUAUUUUUCAUUGUUUGGAGUUGCUGGGGUUAAAUGUGUGGGACGGUGGUAUUUAUGUUAUGG